AUUGCUAGCAAUUUGCGAUGGACGCAAAGAUGUUAUCCGUUUUUUUAAUUGUUUUCAUAGUGCCGACGGUUAUUGUUGAGGCAUGGCGAGGAGACGGCAGGAGGUCUUCAGGAGACACAACCAAGGCUGUACAUAUUCAUGCCAAACGACAUAUGGCACAAAACGAAAACGAAGUUAAACGAAGGACAACCACUCAGAGAUCUAGAGAGUUAAGGAAGAAACCAUCUGGUCACCUAAAGCCGCUAGAAGAAGAUGACAUUGAGAACGAUGAGGUUGUGUCAGUCGCUAUCGGACCACCUGCUAUACGACCGAAAUAUGAAAAACCAACGUGGAAGCAAACCCCACGUUCAGUAGGAAACAGUACAAGCAACUCGUCAGCAACAAGACUAGUCAAAGAAGUCCUUGUACAACUUGGACGGGAAUUUUUAACUCAUCAGGUUAAUGAAGAUUUUGUAUUCGGACAAUACGUAGGUAAUGCAAUGAGGAAUUUAAGAAGUGAUCUCCGUUUACGAAUGCAACAUGAAGUUUUAGAUCUUGUAGUGAAAUAUCAGAAAAUGAAUCGUGGUGAAACCUUGGCUGAUCAUUUGAAUGAUGAAAGAUCAGGAAUUAAGGAAAGCAAGUUGGAAAAAAAGUCAUCUUGUGCUAAUGAUACUGAUGAUAUAUGGCCAGAUUUCCCCAACUUUGCAAAGAUUGUUGGUUAAUUUGACCAGAAAUAUCUAUUAGAGUAAUGAAGCUAAUCAAAUUGCUAAUUUUGCUGUUUAACAUAUCGUCUGUUGAAGAUACUCCUCAAGACGUCUCGUGUGGUGUGUAAAAAUAAUUAGUAACCAACUGACUACA
Messenger RNA from Papilio xuthus (Asian swallowtail), 837 nucleotides. RefSeq lists its product as uncharacterized. The record is from RefSeq and is a predicted model, not a curated record. The transcript has 3 exons. Bases 18 to 701 code for a protein of 227 amino acids. NCBI's taxonomy places the organism in Eukaryota, Metazoa, Arthropoda, Insecta, Lepidoptera, Papilionidae.